Molecule: messenger RNA, 1632 nt
Organism: Fusarium venenatum
Lineage: Eukaryota; Fungi; Ascomycota; Sordariomycetes; Hypocreales; Nectriaceae
Source: RefSeq, a predicted model, not a curated record
AUGGAGGAUCUCCCAGAGCUGUUUGAGACAGAUACCGACUUUCUGAAUGUGGAGAGGAUCCAUGCGUUAGAAAACAUAGUGCGGCAUUACGCUGGACUUGAUCAUCUUACCAAGGAGAACCUGGAAGAGUUUAUUGUUAGUCUGCCGAUACAUAAAGAUGUGUCAUCUCACGAUCAAGAGCACCCUGAGCAAAAAUCGAUUGCGGAGUUGGCAGUCCGACUUUUGGAUAGCCCAGGCGGGCAAAUCCAAUUACAACCCUCGGCCGGUUCACUCAGCGAGAUUACCCAGACCAUUGGCAAACAGCAGGCAUGCCUGGUUGAUGAUGUUGCCCUGGAUUCGAACUCCUCGCAGCUUCUAUCACAUGGCAUGAUUGUUGUUGAAUCUGCAUCCGUGUUUCCAACUUUUAACACAGCUUCGAGUCUGGUCAGCAUAUUCUUUGAGUUUGGUCAAAUGAAUUACUUCUACGUUGAUGAACUCAUGUUUCGUUCUAGCAUUGAGCAGUUUUAUAAGGCACCCUGUACAUUAAAUGCGCAGGACGCUCCGUGGGUCUGCACCGCUCUGAUGGUAUUUGCCAUUGGCGCUCAGUUCUCGCACCUCCAAGGUGGAGAGCACUCCCCAAAGGAAACGACGCAAGAACAUCACAUCUGGCUGGAUGAUGCGCUUGCUUUGAUGUUUUUCCGCCAAGCGUCUAAACUAGUACCGGAUGUUUUGGCAAUCAGUUCUUUGGAAAGCGUUCAAGCGUUACUUUUGAUGGGCUUCUACCUUCUCCCCCUUGAGCAUUGUCUCAGAAUUGCUACAGAUUGCUGUUUGGAAGCUGAUGAUAAUACAUCAAUUACGGCAAGGGAAAUAGAGGUUCGGAGGAGGGUAUGGUGCACUGCCUUCAUUUUAGAAAGGAGAAACUCUGUUUACCAUGGGAAGUCCCUCGCUCCCACACGACCGCCCGUUCAAGAUUUCGACAUGCUUGGCAACGUCGACAUGUCUUCUAAACGUAUCGAUACGCAUCAAAACACGAAAAAAGCAAUUCAACAAGUUGAGAAGCUUCAACAUGUUCUUGAUACCCGGGAUCAGCUGCUUCUAUACUGGGAUAACCUUCCCGAUAACAUAUUUGGCAGGGACCUUUGUCCACAGAAACCACUGUUCCGGCACAACGCUUACCUUGCACUGAGCUACCACAGCAUUCAUAUCUUCAUCGGACGGCCCUUCAUUCUCGACAGGACUAUUGAAGAGACCAUGAGAACUGGCCUAUUAACGGACACGAAAAGUAAACUAAUCACAAGCUGUAUCGAAAGUGCUCUUGCUAUAGUUGACCUUUGUCAGCGGAUUAAAGACCAGUCUAGCCUAUCACGAUCGUCGUACAUUGAGUUUACCUCAUGUCACGCUGCAGUCUCGGCUCUAGUAGCUGCAUCUAUCUCGGACCGGACGUCUCAAUGGAACAAAACCUGUAGGCAAGGUCUUGAUUUACUAAGAGCCAUGUUGGGCGGCGUGUUCUCCCAGAGUGGUGGAAGGAAAGACUUGGAUCGCUUGGACCAACUGCUAUGUUAUAACUACCUCGACUUUUCUGAAGAAAUGAACGAUGUCACAUACCAAGACUUUUUACACUGGGGGGCAAGCUUUCUGAAUGUUAGCUCUUGA